Lytechinus pictus (painted urchin) is the source of this 2460-nucleotide messenger RNA. RefSeq lists its product as uncharacterized. The coding region runs from base 1 to 2085 and encodes 694 amino acids. The record is from RefSeq and is a predicted model, not a curated record. The transcript has 5 exons. NCBI's taxonomy places the organism in Eukaryota, Metazoa, Echinodermata, Echinoidea, Temnopleuroida, Toxopneustidae.
AUGAAGAGCAAUCAGGUGAUAUCUUUUUCUUAUGGUGGCGUCACUGUGAGUGCUUCCGAUAUCAGCAAAGAACAAAAUUCUGGGGUGAACACUUUACGCAACAUCUCCUCCUAUAAUCGGAGGUUCGAUAGUUUCCGAACGUCAUCGGAAGGAUUUCGGGUCCUGGGUGCGAAUGACCGAACACUGUCGAAGAAAUUCGAUGUAUCUGUAAAUUCGUCAGUCUCUGUCAGGCGACCUCUUCCACCGUUGGUGAAGAACAACACUUGCAAAAGAUCAAGAAGAGAGUUGCCGUCAUAUUUUCCCCUCGUAGCACCAAAGCCUGUUCUACCACCGAUCAACCCAAAAAAGAAGAACUUUUCUCGAUUCGGGGAAGACAAUAAUAAUGGAAUUAGUUUUCAUUCUGAGGACGCCAAGCCUCAAAAUCGACCAGUAACCAUGACAACCAAACUUAUUCUUAAUGACAGCCCCGGUGAUGCAUUUGACGGGGAGUGUUUUCUUCCCCUAUGGGCUUCUACUCCUAAGAAUUCUCAAACAAUAUUACGUUCUCAGAAAAGUCGGCCCCUUCCGAUACCUAUCGAUGUGGUAUUUCGGCAAUCUUCGGGCACUUCCGAGCAGGAUACAUUUUCAUCAUCGUAUACGAAGGCACUGAGUACAUGCGUAACAUGCGACAUCCAUGACGAAGGAGUUCGGCCAACGGGGAAAAGGGAACGUCGGAAAAAAUUAAGCCGCGAUAAAACUAAGGAGUGGGUAAAAUCGUCGGACUUUGCCUUGAAGACUGCAGACGACGAAGCACUGUCGUCGCUCGAGACCGGAAACUUCCAGACACUAUCGUCCGUCACAUUCAGUGCCGAUCUUCCACCAAAAGACUGCAAUAAACCAAAGAGUACAGAUCAUCAGCUCAGAAAGAUUGUUAGUAGCCUGAAUGCACUGAAACCCCCUUCGUUGCCGUUUCGGAUCGUCGUCCACGAGCGCCUCAUCAAGUUCAGUGUCGAUCUCCAGUUCCGCGUCCAGUUCAUCAAAGAUUGGUGGCGGGAGAUCAGGUUCCCUCGGUUGCCAAUGCCAAAGAUAACCAUCGACAUCGACUUCGCCACGUUCACUCAGCUUAGAGAACCCCUGAGGGAGUUUUGCGCUCGACUUCGAGAGAGUUUAAGAUACCCCAAACCGAUAAUCCUCGACCCGCCACCGAGGUAUGUCCACAUCCCGCCAUCCGCAGUAAAUCUUCACGACGCUGCGUUGAUAACCGACGAACGCAAGAGACGCAAACUCACGCAGUCGCUCCUGCAAUAUGAUAAAACACCCAGAUGCUCUCCUCUCCGAGCUGACGUCACAAUGGUUGAUGAUGAUCUCGAGGGCAAGGGGCCUCGAUGCGUCUUCAAGGACAGGAAUGGACGUUGUUUUAAAACAGGUUCAGGGCUUCAUGUUACUUUUGCAGACGAGCAGCAGGAAGAUGAUCAGGAUUCGUCACCAAGCAAAGCCCCAAGAAUAAACGAUGGGAAACCAAUGCCUGUGACGAAAAAUGAACAAGUAUCGGAGAAACAAUUCAACAGCGCGAGGAAAAGGCUGGCAGCGAUGUUGAAAAAGCUAGACGAUCCUUCUUGGUAUGAAACCUGGAUUAAAGAAAACGACCAAUUCGAAAUGGAUUUGAAAGGAUUCAACCCAAAGAAGCUUGACCUCAUUCGGGCGCUCAUCUACGCGAUCGAACACGAGCCUUGUCAGAGGUUGACGAUCCAUGGUAAAGGUGAAGACGAGGACAGUGACCGCGGAGCGAUCGCGAGACAGAUGAUGCGCGUACACCAGCAGUUCGCGCAUCAUCGCUUUGGAAUGUCCCAAAGACAGCCAAGCACCGGUCUCGGUCCAGCCAUGCACCCCGGAGCUACGGCUUAUGGAAUCAAGGAUGUGGGUUACUGCAGCGUGUCGACCCACAUUAUGUAUACAGAUGAUCGUGCUGGCUGCCUAGCGUGUAGAGUCCUGAAGGCCGCCCGGCGUUUCGGCUGCGAGGACCGUCUCGCAUCGCUGUUAGCUCGACCCACGAUUGGGGAUUGCUUCUCGCGUGUAUGUAGGCGGAGUGAGGGAUGGCGUGACUAAAACUAACUGACUUUACAGAUAAAAAUCAUGUUACAAUAUACUGUAUAAUGCAGCUUUGAAUAUCAGCUGUAUAGUAAAUUUCUUAUUACUCCCUGGUACAGAAUAUAACUAAGGGGAAAAGGCAGGGAAAAGGUAAGGGUCUACUUUAUGUGACACAGAAAGGCAUGCAUUUACCUACCUGCUUUAAUACAUACAGGUGCAAGAAGAUAACCAUGAUGAUGAUGCAAGUUGAUAUAAAUGCAGUAUAACGCUUUUAAUACUACCAGUGUUCUUGUUUAUUCCAGUCAGUCAUCAAAUUACCCUUAUAAGGUGCUGAAAUAAUGUCAUGUUUUAAAAUGAAAACGUAGAACCGAAAUAAAUGAAAUUGAAUUAUAU